UUUUUAAGUUUACGGCCCUGGUUUGGUAAGGAUGCGGUCAAGCUAAGUUGUCAUGGAACCUGGGCCCGCGAAGCUCCUAUGGCAACGGCGGCGGAAGCAGGCAGGCGGCUGAAAAAGCCGGCGUACGGCCAGGCGAAUGAAUCUGCACUUAAAGUUCCCGAUCCAUUUCAGGCAAUGGGGGUUCCAAAUCUUCAAAUAGCAGUGGACUAGUAUCAGAGUCGCUUUCAGCGGGACGCCCCACCAAAAUUCGGUGGGGAUUCGCGUGUCUGGCCUGUGCCGGGUCCCCACCUACGACCGGACGCGAGGCGUCUAUUCAAUGCACUUUGUAAAAGUGUUCCUGGGGUCACUUGAGCGUAGGGCAGGUUGUGGGUUGGGCAAGAUCAAGUCUCGAAGGUCGUGGGAUCGAUUCCAUUGGCUAAGCAAAGAAAAAGGUCACCUCAAUGCACUGUUCCAUGCCACUGCUCACAUCACCUUCCCAACACUCCACUUCCACUUCCACUUCCGUAAUGCUCUGCUUCUUAUGAUUAAUCGUGGCCCCUGCAACAUAAAUAAGUCUCGAAAUCCAUUUUGAUUUACAUUAAUAAUGGCCGCAUGGAAGGAGGGCGACAGUCGGCUUCGCGGCAUCUCUUCCGCUAUCCGCGUUGUGCCAGAUUUUCCCAAGCCCGUUGUUAAUUUUAACAGGAAUAAUGUUUCAAGACAUAACGACGCUUCUUCUUAAUCACAAGGCAUAUAGGGACGCUAUUGACAUAUUUGUUGAGAGAUAUAAGGACAAGGAUAUUUCUGUCGUUGCAGGAAUAGAAGCAAGAGGUUUUAUUUUCGGCCCUCCCAUUGCAUUAGCAAUAGGUGCCAAAUUCAUUCCAAUGAGGAAACCAAGAAAGUUGCCAGGUGAGGUCUUGGCUGAGGAAUAUGUUUUAGAAUAUGGGACUGAUCGACUUGAGAUGCAUAUAGGAGCAGUACAGCCUGGCGAACGUGCCCUUGUUGUUGAUGAUCUGAUCGCAACUGGAGGAACCUUGUGUGCAGCCAUGAGGUUGUUAGAGCGUGCUGGUGCUGAGGUGGUAGAAUGUGCCUGUGUCAUUGGGUUACCCGAGUUGAAGAGUCGGGAAAGGUUGGAUGGAAAACCUUUAUAUAUUCUCGUUGAAUCUCGUUAAUUGCAGUUAUGCAUCAAUGUGAAGUUUGUUGAAAACUUAUGUAUUCAAAAUAUUUUUUCCGCCCCAUGAGUUGUGGUGAGCAAUAUCUUAGUCAGUCUGUUGUAUAUUAAAAGAACCAAUUUCAUCAAGUUGCAUUUUGUAGAGAUAGAUGUGGGUUCUUAACAGCAGAGAUUUUUUUAUGGGAUAAAAUUUUGUUAAUUUGUUUUUAAGCAAAGAUUUUUCUUAGUAAUCGUGGGUUACAAAAUUUUAGUUGUUCCGAGAAGAUUCUUCACUUUUCCAGAAACCCUUAUAUAUGGUCAUGAAUGUGACUGGCUUUGACCUUAUUUACAAUUCUUACUGAAAACAGUAAUAGAUAAUGAAACAUUUUGACA
This is a messenger RNA of Cryptomeria japonica (Japanese cedar), 1519 nucleotides long. Its product is annotated as adenine phosphoribosyltransferase 3. Gene Ontology annotation, biological process: adenine salvage. Gene Ontology annotation, molecular function: adenine phosphoribosyltransferase activity. Gene Ontology annotation, cellular component: cytosol; cytoplasm. NCBI's taxonomy places the organism in Eukaryota, Viridiplantae, Streptophyta, Pinopsida, Cupressales, Cupressaceae. The transcript is spliced from 6 exons. Bases 687 to 1148 code for a protein of 153 amino acids. The record is from RefSeq and is a predicted model, not a curated record.